CGCUCCUCUAAUAAGGUGUGUCUACCGCGACUCCUCGCCGCCAAAAAUUCGAGGGACUAAGACGCAAUUUCGAGGCUAGCCAUCCACCCCUCUUCCUUCCAGCUAAGGCCCCCAAGCCCCCCUCCUUGUCCUCCUGCUCCUCCUCCAGGUUCAUUUUGGAGCGUGGGAUCGACUCGGAGAAUCAGUCCCACAUUGAACCUGUGAUCAAGCACACUUGCGAGUUCUACACUCCCCGAUUCAACAGUUUUUCAUCUUCUCAACACCGAGACCUCCCAAAUCACCAUAGCCAUGGCCGUCAACAAAGCUGCUGUCAAAGCCCCCUCUGGCAUGAUCAAAUUCCUCUGCUUGGCCUUAACCAUUGUGGUCUUAGUCUUGGCUCGGGCUGGCUUCGAUGGCUCUGAGUCCACCUACCAUAAUUUGGACCACAGGUGGCUCACCAUCAUCACCUUCGGAGGCUACUGCAUCAUCUUCUCGACCAUGAUUGUCACCUACCUUUUGGGCAGUGGAGUCCCGGACAAGAUGGAGAUCGUGUUCUCUUUCGUUGGAUGCUGCUUGUUCAUCGCUACUGGAUCCGUCCACGUUGAGCAUCAUAGUGGAAACGACACCGGUUUGGCCAUGGGCUCCUUGUCCAUCAUUACUGGUAUCAUCCUGUUCUUGGACUGCAUCCUCUUGGCCAAGGCCAUGAAGGCUCGAGGCCAGAUCUAAGAGGUGACCGUCCGUCUCUGUUUUGAUACAAACGACAUCAUCACCAAUCAUCAUUCAUCUCGGCGUACUCUGACGGCUCUCAGAGGGCACCCGAAUCAAAUUUGACCCCCGUCCAAAACCAUAGAGAUCUUCAACCAACGCAAGCAACUCCCGUCCUUCCAAAUUGCAGCCGGUUUCCGGUCCCGAUAUCAAAAGAGAAGAAAUAAUAUAUACAACAUAUAGCGUACUCUAUGAAACGAUGAUCUGAUGGCUUUCUAACCUUGAAGACUGUUUCAUCAAGAUCUGAGAAGUGUAUACAAAUCAAAUAAUUUCGCCCAGUUUUUGGAACCUCGAGAGUCAACUCAAACCUAAUGUAAAUAGUCUAAGCGCAUCUUAACUAAAAGUAUUGAUCGUGUUUUUCUGUCUCCUUUCCUUCUUAUCCAUCUCAAAAGAAUCGACGAACAUUUUUGCGUUGCACUGUUGUUCUAGAAAACUUAGUCAUGAUUUUGUCGCCUCAGAGCAUCACUAAUUUUUAAAAAAAGCCACACCCACUCUCCCUCCAUGGUUCAGUAAUAUUAAUUACCCUUAAAUUCAAUUCUUUCCGAGCAACUCAAAAUUAAAACAAGAAUCCCCUUGGUUUCACUCAUUUGGCAACGAUAUUUUGUAAGAUUAAAAAACAAACAAAAAUGAAUUCAAAUAGUGCAGUCCAUGUCACAUUUUAGCUAUUAUAAUAUAUAUCCAAAGAUACACGAUGUUCUCAAUAAACAUGAAACAAUAGGA
This is a messenger RNA of Tigriopus californicus, 1464 nucleotides long. RefSeq names its product protein snakeskin-like. Gene Ontology annotation, biological process: septate junction assembly. NCBI's taxonomy places the organism in Eukaryota, Metazoa, Arthropoda, Copepoda, Harpacticoida, Harpacticidae. The record is from RefSeq and is a predicted model, not a curated record.